Molecule: messenger RNA, 1698 nt
Organism: Neoarthrinium moseri
Lineage: Eukaryota; Fungi; Ascomycota; Sordariomycetes; Amphisphaeriales; Apiosporaceae
Exons: 5
Coding region: 1-1698 (565 amino acids)
Biological process (GO): transmembrane transport
Molecular function (GO): transmembrane transporter activity
Source: RefSeq, a predicted model, not a curated record
AUGGGCCGCCGAUCACCCUGGAAUCAGGAAUAUGCUCCUCCAUCAUUGUCUCAAUUGCCAGAGUCUCAUCUCAUCUCGUGGAAUACAGUCAUGGAGGACCACAAGUCGUUGCCGUCGCAUGUUGAACAUGUCGAUAUUGAAAACGCAAAAGGCCAUGAGAUCGCCAAGGAAGACGUCGCGGUCAUGGGCACCGUCAAGUUGACUGAUGGCCAAAUCGUGUAUAUCCCUACACCAACAGCCGAUCCCCAGGAUCCGUUGAACAUGCCGACAUGGCAGAAGACGAUGGUCAUUAUCGUGAUCUCAAUCUUCUCUUGUCUCGGCCUUUCACUUGUUUCGGGCUUUGGUGGUCUUCUGGGUUUCUACAUCCCGGAGUAUGCAGCAGCCGGCAAAGGCUACGCUGACAUUACGCACAUGAUGACUUACCCGACACUCUUCAUGGGUAUCGGUAACUUGAUCGGAAUGCCCAUCGCUUACGCUGUCGGUCGUCGCGUCGUUUUACUCGUUUCCACAGUCAUCAUGAUAGUCGGUGCGAUUCUCUGCGCAUAUGCCAAGAACUAUGAAUGGCAUCUUGCCGCUAGAAUGGUCAUUGGACUCUCGGCUGGACAGAGCGAAGCCCUAGUGCCCAUGAUCACACAGGAAAUCUUCUUCCUUCACGAGCGUAGCAAGGGUCUCAUGAUCCAACAGACCGUCCAAGUCAUCCUGACGGCAGUAUGGACCGUUUUUGCUAGUCCCAUCGCCGCUGCCAUCACACCCCAGUGGUGGUAUGGACUCGGGGCCGUCCUCUCCGGUGUACAACUCAUUCUCGCAUUCUUCUUCGUUCCCGAGACGAAGUACUACAGGCCCCUGUCCUCCUUCCAGGAGUCCGAUUCGGCGAGUGACAAGGACGGAGAGCCCAUUACCAGGGUCUGCACCACGCGCCCGGAAUUGGACAAUGUCAACUUCCUCCCGCGCACCCUGCGAACUGAUCUUCGUCUCUGGGUCGGCGAACCGGAGUGGAAGAAGGGGUGGCAGACUUUCGUGCAGGCAUUCGAGCUGCUAUUCUUCCCCAAUGUACUCUGGGCGUUGUGCCUGAAUGGACUGACCCUCGGAGUCAACAUCGCCAUCGGUACUACCUAUGGAUCUAUCAUCACCCACGCGCCGUACAACUGGCCCGAUUCGUCCGCCAGUUAUGUGAACUGUGGCCAAAUCAUCACCGCGCUGGUUGCUCUGCCCUUCUUCGGACAUGGGUCUGACCGCCUGAUUCGAUGGUUUGCCGACCGCCGCAACGGUCUACACGAGCCUGAGACUCGAAUCAUCCCCCUGGUCCUACCUAUCAUUGUCGGUGUGAUCACAGCCGUCCUCUACGGCCAGGGUGCCACGCACCCCGAGAGCUACCAUUGGUUCACCUACGUAUGGGCUGUGGCUGCGUACUACUUUGCCUUCGUCGGUGCUAACAUUGUGGCGAUCACUUAUUUGCUAGACAGCUACCCGGCACGCGCGGGCCCGCUUCUGAUCAUUAUCUGCGCCUUCCGAGGCAUCAUUUCCUUUGGCGUCAGCUAUGGUAUCAGCCCAUUCAUUGAGCAAAAUGGGUACGACGGUGCCUUUAAUGCUUUUGGAGGACUGACUGGUGGGCUUGGCGCGCUAGGCAUUUUUGUUUAUAUUUUUGGCAAGCGUAUCCGCCAGUUCACAGGAAGGUUCUCAAAGGAUAAGUCGGAGUAG